AUGACGGCCAAAACAUUCGCUCUAGUGGUGAUCUGUCUCGCCUGGGCUCUCCACCGCUACGUUCGCAUUCCUCGCUCGCUGGAAUGGCGUCCGUCGCCCCCGAGCGACUCGGCCACGAUGAAGGCCGUGCUCUACACCGAACACGGCGACACUUCUGUCUUGCGAGUACAUCAAGACGCACCGCAGCCGCAACUCCAACCCCACCAGAUACUCGUGCACGUCUACGCCUCCUCCAUAAACCCCUGUGACUACAAAAACCGUCGCAACGAGGUUCCGUCAUGGGUUGUCCCGAAACCCAAGAUCCCCGGCGCGGACGUGGCCGGUGUGGUGGUGGCCGUGGGUUCCGGAGUCGACGUCGAACGCGUGCGUCCGUUCCGAGUCGGAGACCGCGUCGCUGCCAUGUUGCCGCUCCUUCAUUCCCGCUGGGGGGCGGCCGCAUCGUACGUCGCCGUCGACGCCAAUCUCGUGGCCCACGUCGGACCCAGAGUAUCCUUACGGGAUGCCGCGGCUCUACCCUUGGUCGCACUCACCACACUGCAAGCCCUGGAAUCCGUCACUGUCUCGCAAUCACCGACGGAGGCCCCACGAAAACGCACUAUUCUCGUCCAAGCCGGAGCGGGUGGGGUCGGAUCGUUCGCGAUCCAGUAUGCCAAACACGUUUUGCAAAUGCGCGUGAUUGCCACAGCGUCAUCGGAAAAGGCCGAAUUUCUCCGUAGUAUCGGCUGUGAUCAGGUGGUGGACUACCGGAACGAGCCGUUUGAAGAGGUGGUACACAACGUCGAUGUGGUGCUGGAUCCCGUCAGUUGGUUGUACGAAGACCGAACUUUGGCGAGCGAGGUGCUCCGACCCGGUGGCCAUUAUUUAAACAUUGUAGGCUCGGACUGGGCCUUUUCUGGAACGGAACAAGGCAACGGGCCACGAUCACUUUGGAACUGGAUCAAAGCGAAAACCUUUGGACCGUUCAAAUACAGCUUCGUGGUGGUGGAACCGAACGGUAUACAGCUGCAAGCCGUCAUGGACUUGCUCGAAAGCGCCACCAUUCGGGCCGUUGUGGACCGAACCUUUGCUCUAGACGAUGUUCGAGAAGCGUACGAGUAUCUCGAGAAAGGCCACGCCACUGGAAAGGUGGUUCUCGUGCACGAAAAGGAAGAAGUGGAAUCCGGUUCUGCGACUGUUGCAGAAGAAAGUUAAGGACAAUGCGCAGCUAUAAUCUGCAGAUUUGGCGUUGCAGCUACGCUAUUAGGACUGGUUUUCACGCAACUUGCAACAUUUAUGACGAGGCUAUGGAAAGUGCUUGAUAUCCUGCACUAUAUUUCACCAUGCU
Molecule: messenger RNA, 1324 nt
Organism: Phaeodactylum tricornutum CCAP 1055/1
Lineage: Eukaryota; Bacillariophyta; Bacillariophyceae; Surirellales; Neidiaceae
Exons: 1
Coding region: 1-1191 (396 amino acids)
Cellular component (GO): mitochondrion
Molecular function (GO): oxidoreductase activity
Source: RefSeq, a predicted model, not a curated record